AUGCCCACUACUACACCUACCCCAUCCCCUCCGCCCUCCUCCAUUCCCGGUCUCACACCCUUCCAGCUAGCCUCAUUCCGCCAGAAUGGCUACCUGGUAAUCCCCAACUUCCUCAGCGGCGGCGAGGUCUCCUCCCUCCUCCAAACCACCCACGCCCUCCUCGACGGCUUCCCUCUCGCCUCGCACCCACUAACCUGCUUCACGACCGGCGACGAGUCCGAUGACGACACAAGCUACAGCACCAACAACGCCAAGGCAAAACACAUCGGCGACCAAUACUUCCUCACCUCCGGCAACAAAAUCCAUUUCUUCUUCGAGCCGGACGCCUUCAUCCCCAACUCCUCCCCGCCCGAGCUGCGCAAGCCAAAGGCCCUCUCCAUCAAUAAAAUCGGCCAUGCCCUCCACGUCCUCUCCCCGCCCUUUGCUCAGGUCACCGUGCCCUCCACUCCCGCCGCCGCCGGCUCGCACAACGGUAUAAGCACAGGGGCCCGUAACGCCGCCAUCGCCCGCGACCUGGGCUUCCGUGACCCGCGCGUCCUGCAGUCCAUGGUCAUCUGCAAGCAGCCCGGCAUCGGCGCGGCCGUGCACCCGCACAAGGACAGUGAGUUCCUGUACACAGACCCGCCAAGCGCCGUUGGGUGGUGGGUGGCGCUGCAGGAUGCCGGGAAGGGGAACGGGGCGUUGGGGGUGUGGAGGGGUAGUCAUCGACGGGGUAACAUCCAGCGCAGGCUUGUGCGGUGUAUUGGCGGCGAAGCGGACGGAGGCACGGAGUUUGUGAAAUGGGACGGUCCUGGGCUGGCGGCUGAGUUGGCUGCGGAGGCUCGUGAUGGUCAAGAUCAUGGGAAUGGGGACGAGGAGCCGUAUGAACCCCGGGACGAGGAUUUCGAGCUGCUGGAGGUCCAAGCUGGGUCGUUGGUGCUCAUUCAUGGGAAUGUGUUGCAUCAGAGUGAGCGGAAUACCAGCGAUAAGAGCCGGUUUGCGUAUACGUUUCAUGUCAUUGAGGGGGCAGAGGGGUGGAAGUAUGAUGAGCGGAAUUGGUUGCAACCUGAGCCCGGGGAAGGGUUUACGAGGCUCUUUGCGAAGGUGUAUUAAGUAACGGGAAAUACGGCAGAUGGGUUUACGCCUGUUGGCCGUUGAUUGCAGUGGAGGAGAGCAAGUGAUUUGUGGGUGCUGAGUUGCGUAAGUUCCCCUAGCAAUGUUUUCAUUGCGGAUAUGCUAUAUUGUCAGCGGCAUGCCCGGAUUGUGUUGUUUCGAUGUACGUUGCAAGCAGGCAUUUUUGGGGAGAUAUGGGAAAUGUGUCAACCACAGUUGAGGAAGCAAGUGACGCUGAUUUAUAUGAAUGUCGAUGUGUAUGAUAUUCAUUUGUCAAUGCUUUCGUCACUGAUAUAUGUCUCUUUUGUUUUGGGCACUUCUCUGUCGGGGCCUUGGAGGUGGAUUUUUUUUUUAACGACCGUUGCAGUCCUCUAUGAAUUUAAGAUAAACCAGGCUUCACUUGCCCAGCUAUGCUAUUCUGAAUCUAUACUAUG
Histoplasma capsulatum G186AR is the source of this 1526-nucleotide messenger RNA. RefSeq names its product phytanoyl-CoA dioxygenase. Bases 1 to 1092 code for a protein of 363 amino acids. Lineage: Eukaryota; Fungi; Ascomycota; Eurotiomycetes; Onygenales; Ajellomycetaceae. The record is from RefSeq and is a predicted model, not a curated record. The transcript has a single exon.